Penicillium canariense is the source of this 1179-nucleotide messenger RNA. Its product is annotated as F-box domain protein. The transcript is spliced from 3 exons. NCBI's taxonomy places the organism in Eukaryota, Fungi, Ascomycota, Eurotiomycetes, Eurotiales, Aspergillaceae. The coding region runs from base 1 to 1179 and encodes 392 amino acids. The record is from RefSeq and is a predicted model, not a curated record.
AUGCAUAGCCCUCAUCUCCCCACGGAGGUUCUCAUUUGCAUCGCUGAAUGGCUGUCGUGUGACCCUCCCUAUGACCCUACACUCAAUCCCUUCGGAUGGUACUCAGUUGGUAUCUCUUACCUGUACAGCUUUCCCCAGCUGUGGGAAGGGAACCGAUUUGUACAAUUCACCAAUACCGUGAGCCCACCGCUUGGCCUUCCAAAAAGCAAAGUGGACCUGGGAACAAUGGUGAAGGUCCUUCAUUUGGGAGGUCUCGUCCAUCAAAGUUCAAACAGCCAGACUGCGCGGCUACUGGGUCGGCUCAAGAAAGGCUUGACCAAAUUUGUUGCUCCGCAAACUGGUCUUGCGCAAGUCGUCAAUGGGCUUGCGGCAAUUUCAAAAUGCCGAGAACUCAGGCACCUCGAUUUGAGACUCGUCCGCGGUCGCUCAAUCGACUUUCCACGCAUCAAAAAGGCUGUUAGCAAUCUUCAACAGCUUCGGAGUCUCUUUCUGCCUGCUACUAUGGAAAUGACCCCGACCGAUUCCUCUGCUGGAGAGUGGCCACCGAGGCUCUCGUACAUGACUGUUGGAGGAUAUUUUAAUCCUGAGCUCAUGCCAACAUUCAACUGGCCACCUAACAUUAGCAAAUUACAACUCAGAUACUGUACCGAGUUGGAUACACCAGUCCUCAAGAACAUCUUCUCCAAUGAGCAACUUCGCACCAGCCUUAAGGGCCUCAUCUUGAACAACACCAACUGGGAAAUGUUCUCCGAGGAAGAAUCAGACGUGCUGUACUCCUUGCCGAACUUGGAUUAUUUGAAAAUGCCCCUGGAUUUUAUGAAGUAUCUUAUGAUACUUCCUGUUCGUCACGAAAGGCAACCGCUCCCCCUCCGGACGCUGGAGCUGACGCAGCGAUACUUUCGAGAUGAUUUGAAUUUCAACUUUUCAGAGGAGCUUCUCAAGGCGCUGAGCAACAAUCUUCGCAACCUCUGGGCUCUGGGUAUUGGUGAAAGUUCCCUCGAUGACAUCAAAGAUUCUUACAAAAGGAUCGAUGAUGAGAUCUGGAAACAUGUGGAGACGAGCUCUGAUGACGAGUUUGACAAGCUCGGUAUCGAGGAUGUGGGCAUCUACACGAUCGAUGAUGACACUGGUUGCGGAGACCGAACGUUGGUUGCUCCAGUGAAUGAUUUCAAUAUUUAG